AUGUCAAACGAAACGCAAGCUCUUACCUGGCUCGUCACCGGCUGUUCCUCCGGGAUGGGCGAAGCCCUAGUCCGCGCCAUUCUGGCCGAGGGCGACCAAUGGUCCCAACCGUCUUCUUCUCUAAAAGAUGCCGGUGCGGCUGUCUUCGACCUCGACGGAACCACACCCCAGGACGAGCUGAAUGCCAAGGCGCGCGAGAUCUGGGACAUCUACAGAAAGGUGGACGUGCUGAUCAACAACGCGGGAUAUAUUGACGCGGGGAUAGUCGAAGGAUUCGACGAGCCCUUCCUCAUCAAUGCCCCCCGCACCAAUGCCUUCGCCCCCCUCAACCUCACCCGGGCCUUCCUGCCAAUGAUGCGUGCCCGGAAAUCCGGCACCGUCCUAUUCACCAGCUCGGUAGGCGUGUAUUAUGGAGCACCCGGUGCCUCAUGCUAUACAGGCGGAAAGGGUCUGAUCGAAGUGGUUGUGCCAAACCUGGCCCUCGAGCUGGCGGCAUUCGGCAUCCGCACCUCGCUGCUGACUUACGGCUACUUUCGCACGGAGGUCAUGACCCCUGGGAAUCUCCAGCACCGGGCGCCUCGUCAAUUGCCCGAGUAUCCGGAUUUGAACCGGCUGGUAGUGGCUGGAUGUGCGGCUGCAAACGGGAACCAGCCAGGCGAUCCUCGCAAGGCGGCCACUGUGGUGGUGGAGGCGGUUAAGGGGACGGGCAGAUGCCAGGGAAAGCAGCUCCCGCUGCGGCUGCCCAUCGGGAAGGAUGUGCUGCAGGCUAUCCGGAAAGCUUGUGAGGAGAGGUUAACUAUCUAG
This is a messenger RNA of Aspergillus heteromorphus CBS 117.55, 804 nucleotides long. RefSeq names its product hydroxybutyrate dehydrogenase. NCBI's taxonomy places the organism in Eukaryota, Fungi, Ascomycota, Eurotiomycetes, Eurotiales, Aspergillaceae. The record is from RefSeq and is a predicted model, not a curated record. The transcript is spliced from 4 exons. The coding region runs from base 1 to 804 and encodes 267 amino acids.